AUGAAACUCAGCGGUCUAGGCCUGGGCCAGGCUGCCAUAGUAGGCCGCUUCUGGGUGGACGGUUCUCCAACACUCAUCCGGGGCGGUCUUCAAUGCUACUACAGUGCUGCAUCUGACCAUGUGUUCUGGCAGCCUAUUCCACAGUGGGAUCACCAUGCUGGUGAAGAACCUUGCCUGGAGUUACAGCCUACUCUGAUGACGCUGGAGUCUGAAGCUAUGCCCCCUGGUGCCACUUUCCGGGAUCACAGAGAAUAG
Molecule: messenger RNA, 255 nt
Organism: Echinostoma caproni
Lineage: Eukaryota; Metazoa; Platyhelminthes; Trematoda; Plagiorchiida; Echinostomatidae
Source: the annotation of a GenBank genome assembly